This is a messenger RNA of Mya arenaria, 2187 nucleotides long. RefSeq lists its product as uncharacterized. The transcript has 5 exons. The record is from RefSeq and is a predicted model, not a curated record. NCBI's taxonomy places the organism in Eukaryota, Metazoa, Mollusca, Bivalvia, Myida, Myidae. Bases 489 to 1418 code for a protein of 309 amino acids. Gene Ontology annotation, cellular component: cytosol.
GAAGAAAGCUUAAAGAUUGUGUGAAAAUUUCUUCUGACAAAUCCUUUCUUUCCCCUUAGGUGAGCAGAGCUUUUACAUUCUCUCCUGCAAUUGUUUUAUAUUCUGGACUGUCUUUGCUUUGUUGUUAAAUGUGAGCUUCCUGAUUCUGUGAACGUACGAUUAAACGCUCACUUGACAAAAUUAUAAUAAUAACCUUAAGUAGAGGGAUUGGGCAGUACAACUACAAUGUAUAUAAGUUCAACUGCAAUUUGUACUUAAGCAUACGAUGUAUACCACUCUGUGCAAUUAUUACAUUCUUAGUAUUUUCCUUAGUUGCUGUUCAAGGAAAACAGUAUAGUAUUUCUACUAAUAGCAUGACUCACAUUUUUCAAUACUUGUUCGUAUAUAAAGGGGAAUCCCUCUAGUUAUGCGUACAACACAUAGGAUUUAAUUAUUGCAAAAUUAAGAUAUUUUCCGGCGUUUAAGAUAAUAUAAUAUUAAGUUUUACUAUGUUUUCUUUGUUUCAACUAACUUCAUUUGGAUUAUUUUUCGUCUUUUCUUCUGUUCACUCUGAAACGCCCUCAACCAUGUCCGUCGGAAGAAGCCCACGCAGUGCCACCCACUUGGUUCAUCAUUUGGAUGCCAGCCCCCUCAUGGUGGCCGCUGAUGUCAUUGAUGCAAUUAGUUUUAAGACCACUGAGAUACUUCUCUCGGAGUACCUUUGGCAGCAGACGCAACAGUAUCACAUCCAAGCAUUGCAGUCCGGGUUUGUACACGGAAUUAGGAGCGCUUCUCUCGACCCCGAGGGCUUCGGAGGUUUCAUGCUUCAGGACUCCGUAUUUUGUUAUGAGGCAUCAAACAACAUUGCUAUUGCCGAAUCAAAUGCAACAGAUCCGUUUAUUAAACAGUUCUUGCAGGAAAAGUUUCAAGCAUACCAGGAUUACUACCAAGCACUUAUCCAUACCUGGCAUAUUGAGAACGUAUCCGGAAUCAAGCUGGGCCAAGCUUGCUCGGCCUACAUUGCCCAUGAACACGAUGUAGCAAUGAACUACAACUCGGUAUACUUCGUGGUUGCCCUCAUACCUUGUGCAAAGCUUUGGCCAUGGAUUGGACAGCAGAUUGCAGCAGAUACAGGCAAUUUUGGCGUGUACACCAAGUGGGUCCAGGAGAACUUUAGUCCUGACAGUUCUGGAGUAACCAAGUACGAAACAUUGAUUAACAACGCUGAAGCUCAAGGUGUAAUAAACAGAAACGAGGCGCUGGAAAUCUAUACGAAGAGCAUGAUUGGAGAGGUUAACUUCUUUAGCUCCAUCAAGACAAUAAUGGUGGAGAGUGCCAAUGGCAGUUCAAACAAAUAUGUUUCAAAGGAACGGCAAUACGCACUUACAUUUUUGUUAUGCAUUAUUUGGUUGGUUGUACAGCCAAUGUUAACCACAUAAUAAAAAUACACUUUUUAUUCACAUUAAAAAAUAUAUAUUUACGCAUGCUUAAGUACGAUUCAUAUUUAUGUGUAUAUUGGUGCACAAGGUUUACAAUUGAAAAAACGUUAAUGAGCUUUUCUUCUUAUACUUAUAUUAAGUACAUGCAAGAAACUUAUUUUUGUAAAUUAUACUUUCUCGUAUGUUUACUGUUGGAACGAUUUUAUUUCUUUGACAAAAUAUGCCAUUUCUUAAGGGCCCCCCAUCAUUUGUAGUAAGAUGCAUUCUAUGAUUUAUCCACCACCCUUGCUCCAUCCUUGCUCAACACCACAGUUAUCUGCCCUUUGGUUUUUAAUAUACGCUCAGAAGAAAAAGAUUAGUCAGUACUUAUACUCUGUCAAAUAAUUUUCGGAAAUAAAACUAGAACGUAAAAGCAUUUGACUUACCACAUUGUUUAUUUUAUAUCCAACAUUUGUUAACAUUUUAAACUCACAAUACCAGCAGAUUCCAGUAUUUUACACUUCAUAUUUAGCAAAGGGGUCCAAAUGAAAAAUUCUGUCGACGUCAAUAUCUAGUGUAGCCACCCCGCUUCAAUAACAGCAACACACCGACGUCUCAUGCUAUUUAUUAGUGUUCUAAUAAUUUGAAGUGGUAUUCUCGCCCAUUCCUCCUGUAAAGCCCGCUCAAGGUUCGCAACGUUAUUGACGUCAUCUCUGCUACGUAGUUAACGUCCAAGUCAAUCCCAUAUAUAUAUGCUCGAUCGGUGAGAGAUCAGAUGAUUUCGUAGGCC